Messenger RNA from Armigeres subalbatus, 2013 nucleotides. RefSeq lists its product as uncharacterized. The transcript has 2 exons. The coding region runs from base 111 to 1868 and encodes 585 amino acids. NCBI's taxonomy places the organism in Eukaryota, Metazoa, Arthropoda, Insecta, Diptera, Culicidae. The record is from RefSeq and is a predicted model, not a curated record.
UUUUGAGCGGGCGUUUGAAGUUUUGAUUGGAUUAUGUGACAUACAGAAGUUUUUUCUUGUGAAUUCUGGUUAUAACAGUUGAUGUUUAGGGAAGUGGAUAUUGCAGCAGAAUGAACAGCAAUGGUGGCUUUGUGAAGGCUUACAGCAACAAUUGGUUGUCACAGUUUGGAAUAUACAAGUAUGAAAUCCCAGAGGAUCCGCCGAAAAAGCCACCCGGCAACCAGCACCGCAAGAUUGCUUUGUACGGCAUCCUCGGCAUGGCCUUUGUCCUAUUCUUCAUCCUGUUUGUGAUAGUGAACAAAUCGGAAGCAGAUCGUCGCAGCGAAUUGGCCAUUGUGGCCAGCUUUUCCAACGAAACAAGCAUCGAGUCCAGUAUGGGUCAUACCGUGCUGACGACUCCGUUUUCUUCCAAUGGAACUUUGCUUGUCAACGGAGGAAACAAUACUGAGGUCGUUGUGCAAGCAAAGGCGAUAGCUGAAGCGAGAAAGCAAAGGCGAAUUCGUAGGUUGGGGUUUGAUAAUCCAGCUGCAGAGUUCAACGAUAAUUUGCUGUUUUAUCCAAGUGAAUAUUUGAAGCCACCCAAAUUGGGAAGCAUGCGAAGGUUCUCUGAGGAUUAUUCUUUAGCAGAUAGCUAUCAGUUGGUGAGGAGCGAUAGACCUAGGCCUUUUGGAUUUGAGAUAAGUACAGAAAGUCCUACUGGAUUCAACAUACAUAACAUGUCACUGCAACCAGAAAAUUCUGUAAAGCCACCAGAAAACUACGGAAUGGUGCAUAGCAUUCAAGACGUGCUAAACCAAUUGUCGUCAACGAAAGUUCAACAUUACAAGUUCAUCCCUCAUCAUAUGCAGCAGCCAUCUGAGUUCAAUAAUCCAAAUCACAGAAACCAUCGAGUAAAAUUCUCCGGUAUUUACAGACAUCCGCGUAAGAUUGGAGACAUAACGACUCUUUUCGGAGCUUCUUCGAAACAGCAUGAAUUACGCAUUUCCCGACCGUUGGAUAUCAACAGUCAGCUCUCUAUUCCCAGUGAUUAUAUGCCAGAUUCGCUUUAUAACUUCAGGCCAGCUAAUCCAAGUGAUAUCAAUCUACUGGCUGUCGAUCAAUUUAGGUUCGCACCAGACAAAACUUACGAAGCAAGAGAAGCAUUACCGAAAGGAAUGCCUUUCUCAAUAAUGUUGGAUGUUCUCCCAAUGACGGAUGGCAGCUUCCGUUCCAAACGCCCUUUCAAAAAGCGACCUGCCAAAAACUAUGCAAACACCAAUUUCCCUCCAUACUUCAACAAUCAGAACUUUGCUCAAGUUCAGCACGCAGUGUACGAUCAACCGUCACCAGAGCAAGAAUCUUAUUUCCGUAGUUCAUCGACCUACUAUCGACCACAUCAGCAGAGAUACGUCCCAACCAUGAAGCCCGGCAAACUGAUGGUUCAUCUGAAUUUGUAUCCCAAGAAGCCGGUCGAAGCCGCGAGAAAGUUCGAGCUCGAGAGAACAGCACUGGAUAUCAACCAUCUCCAACUCAACACUGGAGAAACGCUUCCCGAUCCAGAGGGGCACCUGGUUGACCCAACCACGACCACGGCUGUUCCGGACUUCUUGGAAAUGUUCUACGGCGUCAAAUCGUUACCGACGAUUGCCAGCAGUGUCUCGAGUACCACCGCCACUGCGAAGAGUACGAUUCUUAGUCCGGUGCAGGCGGCUGGCGGUGACGACACUCAUGGUAGAUUCACCAAUGGCCACGCAGCAAUGGGGCGUUAUCCACCGUAUCGGGUAGUGAAGAAGCGGCAAGAAGUGGUUGAUCCCAGAUCGCUGGAAGAGGACCAGUCCAAAUCAACAAAGCUGAACUUGGUGAGCUUCGAUGCGGAGGAUGCCGUUUAAGAGCAUUUGUGGAGACUGUAGCGUAUAGUGAUUUCAUUAAUGUGCUCUGCUUUAUUUACGUAAUUCGUAAGGCAAACCUUCCUCGAGUAUCACAGUUUAUGGAAAACGCAUUUUUGUCGUAUGAGUAGCAAUAUAAAAUAGUAUU